ACCAGAAUCUGCCAGCUGCCGCACUUUACCUCACGCCGCUUUCUCCUCCACCAUGUCUGAACCACCACACCAAGUCCGCAGCGAGGACUAUGACUGGUCACAAGUUGACCUGCUCGAUGCCUGUUACGAUCCGAUGCUGCCUAGCAUGGAUCUUGACAGGUAAGUUUUUUUUUUUAGUGAUUGCUAACAAAAAGGGUGCAGCAGACUCGACACCACAGAAGACAUGCCAGCCUUGUCUCCUUCUCCUUCCGAGAAUGCCCAAGUAUCUCCGCAUCACAUGGAAGGUCCAUCCGCGAAACAGAACAACAUCUACAAAUGUCAUAUCUGUGAAAAAGUCUUUGGGAUCGCGUACAGUUGGAGCGUGUACGGUUGGGGAGCCUAUGUCCUCAACAACCAUGCGAAACAAACUGGACACCUAGCCUGGGCAUGCAGCGCUUCUGGUUGCGAUCAAAGUUUCUUGACCCAUCGAGAACGAGAUGCUCAUCAGCGACGACCCCACCUGAAUGGCCACGGCCGUAUCAAUCCCGACAGCCCAAAUGACUGUGCUGAAUGCGGGAUGUCCUCGCGCUCCAAUGCUGCCUUGAUCCGCCACGCUGAAGAACACCUCCAUCAGCCGUACGGCUGUCAGUGUGGGGUCUUCUUCUCCAGACGCGAUGUACUACAUCGGCAUCUUGAUUCUCUAUCUAGGAGCAAACCCGAGUAUCCGUGUACUUACUGCAAGCGCCAUCGCGGAGCAGAUGGUUUCAGACGUAAAGACCAUCUCCUACAGCAUAUGAGGAACUAUCACCAUCUUGAGACUGAGCCUGAUUCCUUCAGGGUGACGUUUCCAGUCUGUUCCCAUGCAGAUUGUGCCUUCUACCGCAACGAAGCAUUCGCCAAAUCCGAGAAUGCAGAGGACAACAAGCCUUUCGCAUCUCAGUCGGCAUACACGAGGCACAUGCGUGAGGAGCACAACGAGAGUCCAUUCCCUUGCACCAUCUCAGGCUGCAAUCGAAUUGGAAAGAAAGGUUACUUCAGGGAAAAGGAUCUCCGACUUCAUCAUCUCAAGGAGCACCCCAACGCACCGGCCUACAGAGCUACCAAGGGCUAAUCGACCAUAUUUUGCGUCCGGAAGCUCGCCAGUAUCGGUGUGACGAGGACACUCGAGACCACAUUGGAGAUUCUUCAGGCCAGUACACGCUGCAAAAGGAGGAACUUUUUCGAUGACGGCACAAUUUUCUGAUUUAUUUCCUCUGAUAUAUCUCCUGAGUGCCAAGUGUGCUAGUUCGCAACCUUUUGAAACACCAAAAUACCAAAAACAUUUUCCUUUGUUCGGCUUUGUGGUUGCGUUGUGUCUUAUUGACGGCCUCUUUCCUUAUGAUAUCUUCUCUGUCCGUGUUGUACUGGUUGUUCCCUCUGGGUUCAAAAGGUGGAUCGGAUUUUCUUACUUUGAUCUAAAUCUAGUCUCAAUGCAAUUUACAAU
This is a messenger RNA of Mollisia scopiformis, 1462 nucleotides long. RefSeq lists its product as uncharacterized. Gene Ontology annotation, biological process: regulation of transcription by RNA polymerase II. Bases 224 to 1090 code for a protein of 288 amino acids. The transcript is spliced from 2 exons. Gene Ontology annotation, cellular component: chromosome. Gene Ontology annotation, molecular function: chromatin insulator sequence binding. The record is from RefSeq and is a predicted model, not a curated record. NCBI's taxonomy places the organism in Eukaryota, Fungi, Ascomycota, Leotiomycetes, Helotiales, Mollisiaceae.